This is a messenger RNA of Vicia faba (fava bean), 462 nucleotides long. NCBI's taxonomy places the organism in Eukaryota, Viridiplantae, Streptophyta, Magnoliopsida, Fabales, Fabaceae. The record is from the annotation of a GenBank genome assembly.
AUGUUACGUAGACUCAUCUCUUCAAACCUCAAAACCCUAACUUCUUCUUCUCUCCGAUCUCCUUCCCCCGCCGUCGCUGUUUCUACGCUCUCCCGCCACUUCUCCACCCAAUCCGAUGAGAGUGCUGUGGGGAAAAAGAAGGUUGAGGAUAUAGUGCCGAUUGCUACUGGUCAUGAACGUGAGGAGCUUCAGGCUCAGAUUGAGGGUAGGGAUAUUCUUGAAAUCGACCACCCUGAAGGUCCUUUCGGCACCAAGGAAGCACCUGCUGUUGUUAAAUCUUAUUUCGAUAAAAGGAUAGUUGGAUGCCCAGGUGGUGAAGGCGAGGAUGAGCAUGAUGUUGUCUGGUUUUGGCUGGAGAAAGACAAACCUCAUGAAUGUCCCGUGUGUGCACAGUAUUUUGUGCUUGAAGUGGUAGGACCUGGUGGAUCUCCUUAUGGACAUGGUGAUGAUCAUCAUCACUAA